Ricinus communis (castor bean) is the source of this 2037-nucleotide messenger RNA. RefSeq lists its product as uncharacterized. Gene Ontology annotation, biological process: DNA integration. Bases 1 to 2037 code for a protein of 678 amino acids. The transcript is spliced from 7 exons. The record is from RefSeq and is a predicted model, not a curated record. NCBI's taxonomy places the organism in Eukaryota, Viridiplantae, Streptophyta, Magnoliopsida, Malpighiales, Euphorbiaceae. Gene Ontology annotation, molecular function: nucleic acid binding.
AUGUCUACUAAAACUAACAACAAAGAGAUUUCUGAUAGUAAGAAACUCUCAACGGUGACCAUUCAUGAGAUCUCUUCUCCAAUCCAUAUUAAAUUGGAUGGUUCUAAUUAUCGUGUUUGGUCAAAGAUUUUAGAGAUGCAAAUUGCUGGCAGGAAGAAGAAGGGUUAUAUUACUAGAAGAAAGGUUGCACCUACAGAAGAUGAUCCAGGCUAUAAUGAAUGGAAAGCUGAAGAUGCCCUUGUCAAGCUUGAUCACAGUUUGGAUCAAGUUAGUAGUCAUGUUUUGGCUACCUCCCCUUUACCAAGCUUGGAAGAAGCCUACUCUUUAGUUCGUCGUGAAGUGCAGAGACAAGUCACCAUGGGAACAAAAAAUUAUUUUGAGGAUUCAGCUCUGAUGAUCCAAAAAAGCACCUCUCAAGUGACUCCUUCUGUUCCUGUGAAUUCUACUACUUCCAAUUCUCGCUUUUGCACUCAUUGCAAUAGUACCAGGCAUACAGUAGAUGUUUGUUGGAAGAAGCAUGGCUAUUCGGAGUGGUAUAAACUUAAACAAGCUGAGAAGAAAAAUAAGAAAUAUGCUCAGAUUGUUGUUACUGACACUUCUACACCUUCUGCUUCUCAUGUCUCUCAAGUGUCUCCUCAACAAGGUAAUUCUAGUCUGACAUAUAUUUCUACUACUUCUAACACUUGGGUUAUUGAUUCAGGGGCUACUUACCAUAUGACUAGUAAUUCUUCUAUACUUACCUCUCUAAUGUCUUCACCUGUUAAGUUUGUACAGGUUGCUAAUAGGACUUCUAUGCCAAUUACAGGAGUUGGGAAUAUCUCAAUUUCUCCUACAUUCUUAAUAUCAUUUGUCUUACUUGCCCCUGAUCUUUCUAAUAGUCUUCUUUCCAUUAGUAAGAUUACGAAAAGUCUUAAUUGUUCUGCAAUAUUUGAUUUUACUCAUUAUGUAAUUCCUCAAUUUUACAAAAUGAUUGUCACACAGUUUCAUACUCAGGUUCAAGUUUUCCAUUAUGAUAAUGGUCGUGAGUUUAUAAAUGAGUUUCUUACCAAUUUCUUCCUAGAACAUGGCAUCCUACACCAAACAAUUUGUGCCUACACACCACAACAAAAUGGUAUAGCAGAGCGUAAGAAUCGUCAUAUCCUUGAGGUUGCUCGGGCUUUAAGCUUUACUAUGCAUGUUUCUAAACGGUUUUGGGCUGAGAGAAAAAGGGAUGAAAGACCAACUAGGUUAUUUCAAAACGGUUAUACAAGAAGAAAACAGAAUGCCACUGUUAUUCCUUCUCCUGACUUUAAUGCCCCUCUUGAUGAUACUACUAUGCCAUCAGAUGACUCUUCUACUAUUAACCCUGAGGUAUGUGUUCCCUCUCCUACAACUUCAACUUUAGAGAAAGAUUCUAGUCUUGUAACAUUAGAAAAUGUUAUUUUGAAUCCACAAGUUAUGGAUCACGAUCAUGGUAGGAGAUAUCCCCCUCGUGAACGUAGAGAACCUGAUAGGUUGGAUUUUUCCAAGUCAUCUUUUAAUGAAGCCCUUGGAGAUCCUACAUGGAAGAUUGCUAUGGAAGAGCAAAUGAAGGCUCUCCAAAAAAAUUUUAUUUGGGAGAUGGUUGAGUUGCCACUAGAAAAGAAGACAGUAGGAUGCAAGUGGGUGUUUACAUUGAAAUCCAGGUCAGAUGGGAUAGUUGAAAGGUACAAGACUAGACUAGUGGCCAAAGAUUACACUCAAACCUGUGAGAUUGACUAUCAAGAGACCUUUUCUCCUGUGGCUAAGAUGAACAUUGUUCGAGUCAUUCCAUCUCUUGCAGUCAAUCUAGACUGGCCAGUAUACCAGUUUGAUGUAAAAAAUACUUUUCUCAAUGGUGAUUUGAUAGAUAAGGUGUAUAUGGAUCCUCUUUUAGGAUUUACACUAGGAGGAGGUAGUAAUGCUAGUGAGAUAAAGAAACUUCGAAGCUACUUGGCCAAGGAAAUUAAGAUGAAGGACUUGAGGGUUCUAAAAUACUUCUUAGAUGUUGAAGUUCCGACUAACAAGAAGAGAUAUUAG